Messenger RNA from Spodoptera litura, 1298 nucleotides. It is a transcript of the gene Uqcc1, whose product is annotated as Ubiquinol-cytochrome c reductase complex assembly factor 1. The record is from RefSeq and is a predicted model, not a curated record. Gene Ontology annotation, cellular component: mitochondrion. Gene Ontology annotation, biological process: mitochondrial respiratory chain complex III assembly. Lineage: Eukaryota; Metazoa; Arthropoda; Insecta; Lepidoptera; Noctuidae.
CAGUACCUACUUCAUUGGUACUUCAGGCACUUCAGCUGUAAAAAAAUAGGAAAAUGAAAUAAUAUCCAACUGAAAAGUAAUUUUGGUGUACAUCUGUAACUUAUAAAUAAAACGGCAUGUUCCGCACACGUACUAUAUCUCGUGCUUUAUGGCAUCACCAAGCUCAAAUUAGAACAUAUUAUGCAAGACCAUGCGCUAGCAUCUUGCAUAUUAGCAAACCAAACUUCUUGUAUUCGAGAAGUUUAAAUACUGUAACUGUGGAAGAUAGCUAUGUGAAAAAAUUCAUGAAUGCAGUCGGAUGGAUGGACCAGUCUAGGACUCGUUUAAAAUUAACCGGAUAUUUCUUAUAUGAAUGUAUACCGGAAAAUGUAUCUUACGCUGAAUGGUUUGAGAGCCUAGAACUGCCUGAUACUUUUGCUUCAUGGUUUGUCAUUACCGAGUUGCAUGUUUGGAUGCUUAUGGUGCGUUACAUGGCUGAAGAUAUUCUAUUACCUGUCAAUGAAAAGAAAAAAUAUAUAAAAGGAGAUGGACAUUUUGUGAGGAAUUGUAUUAUUGAGGCUCUGUGGGCCGAUGUUGCCAACAAAAUAAAACUGUUAGAGGGUGCCAAUCCAGCAAUAGCAAGAAAGCAAGUAUCAGAAUUGUCAGAACAGUUUCAAGCUUCCUUGGUAGCUUAUGAUGAAGGACUUAGUGAUGAUAAAAUACUGGCUGCAGCCAUUUGGAGGAGAUUCUACUCAUUAGCACACGAUGUCAAGGCAGAACAUAUUGAGAGGCUUGUUAAGUUUAUUAGGCACCAGAUCGCAGAAUUAGACAAGAUACCAAGUGAUGAUUUAAGGUCAAAACCGAAGAUCACCUGGCUAAGUAUAUUAAACCACUGAUGUUAUUUAUUACGUAGAUUUAUAGAAAAUUUUAGUUAUAUUAUAUAAUGAAAUAAAUCACUUGUUGUUUGCACUUUAACUAUUUUAUUAAAAGAAAAUACAAGUACAUGACUCGGACAUAUUGUGAAUAAAUUUUAUUUGGGUAACAUUAAAUGAAAAAGAGAAUGUAUAAAAAAACUUUAUUGUAAUAUAGUUCCAAAAUUAGGGGUCAGUUAUUAACAUUUAUUUCAGUCACAUUUUUAUAUUCUUAUACUGUUUGAAUACAUAUCGAAAAAAAUAUUUAUUUUGUGGACACCUGUACAUAACGACUAAGUAGGGUUUCGGAUAAUAGCAUCACAUUUAGAUUAGUGAUUUAAAUGAAUUAGAAACCUCGACAUACGACAGUAUCGCCUCGAAUUAUCGAGAAAAUUCUUAAAAAAAAAA